Penicillium antarcticum is the source of this 363-nucleotide messenger RNA. RefSeq lists its product as uncharacterized. The record is from RefSeq and is a predicted model, not a curated record. Lineage: Eukaryota; Fungi; Ascomycota; Eurotiomycetes; Eurotiales; Aspergillaceae. Bases 1 to 363 code for a protein of 120 amino acids. The transcript has 2 exons.
AUGAUCCAUGACCGGCAUGUUGAGUUGGCAACUGGCAUCCCUGGACGAUGGCGAACAGCCGCAAAAGGCCCCGUCAUACUUGGUGGAUCAAUCCAUUGCUGCGGCGAGUUGGGUGCGUCUAGCCCAGAAAAAUUCUCGAAUCAACUUCUGAAGCCCCCCUGCCUUUUUGCCUCUUGCUCCGUCUUACCACCGAAAGUUCCUCAUAUAUUUGAACGGAGGCUCCCGCAUCCUCCACACGCCCUGCUUUUGACGGGCGACAAAUGGGUACUGCGAGCCGUACAUUUGGGGCUCGAGAGGGAAAAUGCCACCGCCUGCAUGUUCCGUCAGCGCACGGGGAUAGGUCUGGCCAUGGACUUAUCCUGA